Molecule: messenger RNA, 2298 nt
Organism: Manihot esculenta (cassava)
Lineage: Eukaryota; Viridiplantae; Streptophyta; Magnoliopsida; Malpighiales; Euphorbiaceae
Exons: 4
Coding region: 1-2298 (765 amino acids)
Source: RefSeq, a predicted model, not a curated record
AUGGUUUGCCCUUUCCUUGCUCCAGCUCGGGCUUCCAUACCGAGCUUUCGAGGUUCCGAAUCUUCAAGGCUGUACAUCAGAGUUAAGUCAGUCUCAGUUGCUCUAAUUGUUCGAGCUCUCGGGUUCUCUCGGACUUUGAGAUCAAUCGAGGACUUUAUGUCGACAGGAACAGAGCCUGCCCCACCUCCUGAUGAUGUCUUUCCACAUAUGUUUCAGGAUAUUGAAAGUUUAACUUUCACUUGUUCCAUUGCUCUUCAGAAUGCCUCGCUGGUUUUCCUGGCUUCUAACAUUAAAAUGGAUGAGAUCAAGCCCCCGAAGAACUUAGUUCUGUCCCGGGAGAGUAUGCACGCCGCCUUAGAUGCCCUUCUGGCUGGGCGCCACGUGUCUGAGGUCGCUGCAGAGGUGGCUCAAGUUGUUUCUGCCAAGAAGGUUAGCCGGCCUCUUGCUAGAGCUUCUUCUCGGGCUCCAAAGUCGAGCUCCCAUAGUGCCAGACCCUCUCGGCCAUCUGGUCAUGGCAGGUCGGCCCCUGCCUUGAAACAUGUUCAGGAGGCUAAAUCUGGUCAGGGUUCUACGGAGGAUGUGGAGGGAGCUCCCCUAGCUGUUGUGAAGCAGGCAGGGGAUAUUGGACAGACGAGGACGGAUCUUGCUCUUCCUGUUGAGGAGGCACCAGGGAGGAGGUUUGAAUCCCCUAUUAUUGAAGAGGAGGCUCCUGGGACAGGACUGGAGAUCAUUCUUGUUGAGGAUAGUGUCCCGAGGGUUCCUACCAGAGAUGCCCCUGAAGAGGUGGGGUCCGAUCUUACCAAGGACGAGGAUGUCAUAGAGAAGGUAGGGGACAAACGUCCUGCCUCCCUCGAAGUGCCAUCCCCAGCUCCAGCCCAGAAGAGAUCCAAAGCUUCUAAGGGAUCAGCUCCAGCUCUCCCUCCUAUGGGAAAAGAGAAAGAAGUCCCUGUGAUACCACUACUGUCUGCUCCUGAUAACGACAUUCUGAACGUAGAGGAUAUCACUCAUCAAUCCCCAGCAAGCGUGGUUGCUGAGAUUGUCAAGGAACGGAUGUUCGGUGGCGUCUUGGAGGCUUCGGAUCUGCGCUUGCUUGCUCUCACUGGUCUCUUAGCCAGCUCUACUAGGGAGCAAGCAGCGUUCCGUUCCCGACCUCGAGGGGAGCUCGUAGAUACGAUUAGGGAGAUGCUCCUAAUGGUGGAUGCCCGCGAUCACUCUCUCCGAGAAUCUAUGGACCGUCGGAUAGAGGAGGCGCGUCUGGAGGAGAAUUUGUCUGCAACUAGUGAUGCUAGGGGCAACCUUACAGCAGCUCGAGCUCAUACCCAGUCCCUCCAGGCGGAGCUGCAUUCUGCCUUGGAGGCCCUCAAAAGAGCUGACGAGAGAACGACUGAGGCGCAAGAGCAUACCAAGUCCCUGGAGGCAGAGUUGUCUCAUACUCGCAGGGUUCUCAAGGAGUCUGAUGAGAGGGCAGCUGCAGCAGAGAUUCGAAGUGAAGAAGUUUUGAAGCAGUUGUCCUCCCUGGUGGAGACCCUUCGUGAAAGGGAUGAGGCUAUAAGCCAGAAGGAUGAGGUCCAACGCCAGUAUAAGGCCCUGAAAGCUGAUUUUGAGGGGCUUCAAGUUCACCUGAAUAAGCUUAGCCAUGAAGUCAGGGCUUUAGAACGUAAAUGUUCGGCCCUGCUCGAGGUGGUUAGACAUGCUGAGGAUAAGAUCCAGCUGGAGUGCGAGAAGCGUCUGGAGGAGUAUCAGGAGUCGGAUGAGCUGAAAGGAAAGAUUGAGCGGGCCUGUGAAGCUCACCUCCAAGACUAUAAGGAUUCCUCUGAAUUGAAGGCGGUUAUAGUUGAGGCCUAUGAGUUGCAUCUGGACGAGUAUAAAGCCUCUGGGGGGAUGAAGACUGCUAUUUGGCAGAAAGCCUUCCGCAUGUUCAGGACUGGCUACAAUAGGGGUUUAAGAGAAGCCAGACAUGCUCCUGAUACUCCUCUGGCAAAACUUCGAGCUAGAGAAGUGGAUUCUGAUGGCGAGGAUGUUCUUUAUGGGGAAGAUGAUUUCCCUUUGCCUAGAGGAACCUCUCGCACUGCAGCUGGGUCUUCUGGGGAAGAGUCCGAGCAACAGGGGGACAAUAUGGAGGACUUCGGGACUGAAAGCGAUGACCCCAAGCCUGAAGAGGGAGACCCUGGCCCAGGGUUGGAGGGUGCCAGAUCUCCUCCGGAUGUAAAUGUAAAUAAAGAUACUAUAGGUGAUGACAUUCUUAGAGAUGUAAGUCCCUUAAGGACUGUUUUUCCUUCAAACUCAUCAGAUAAAUAA